CCAGCACCGCUCACUAUGCCGCUGUAUCCGGCCUUGAGGAGCACAUUGAGCCGUAGAGUUAGCUUAAAACUGACACCAGGACUCUUCUGACCACCCCGGCGGACGCUGUGCGCAGCUGUUUCAAUGGCGAGCCAAACGGCGUUGGUGAUGCGGCUGCUGGCUUCAGCCUACGCUGUGGCUGAGAAGGCAGGAACGAUAGUGAGAAGAGUCCUGCACAGUGGAGAUUUGGGAAUCGUUGAAAAGACAGGAGCUAAUGACCUACAGACGCUGGCUGACCGGCUUGUACAGAAGAGUAUCUGUGGUUCUCUAUCAAAGACUUUCCCAAAAAUCACCAUCAUUGGGGAGGAGGAUCUGCCGUCUGAGACGGUAGAAGAGGACCUGAUUGAGACAGGCACGUAUGAUGUAAUCUUACACAAGCCAUGUCCGGAAGAGUAUUCCAUUUUAAAGGAGGAGGAGCUUGUUGUGUGGGUCGAUCCUCUAGAUGGCACCAAAGAAUACACUGAAGCUGCAAGGUUACUGGACAGCCCGGUUGUCGUUCAGAAGCAGAUCCAGGCCCCCACAACUCCGACCCGGCUCCUGGAUCAUGUGACCGUGUUAAUAGGCAUUGCUUACAGAGGAAAGGCCAUCGCUGGAGUCAUCAAUCAGCCGUUCUACAACUACCAGAUGGGCACGGAUGCCACUUUGGGCAGGACUCUGUGGGGAAUGUUGGGUUUGGGUGCUUUCGGGUUCCAGCUUCAGGACGUCCCAGAAGGGAAGCGGAUCGUCACCACCACACGCUCUCACAGCAACAAACUUGUCACAGACGCUGUCCAAGCCAUGGAGCCUCAUGAUGUGAUCAAAGUUGGAGGAGCUGGUAAUAAGAUCAUCCAGCUGGUGGAGGGCAAAGCCUCUGCGUAUGUGUUUGCCAGCCCAGGCUGUAAGAAGUGGGACACAUGCGCACCUGAAGCGAUUCUACAUGCUGUUGGAGGAAAGCUGACAGACAUGCAUGGGAACGCGUACCGUUACGAUGCUGAUGUUAAGCACAUGAACUCGGCCGGGGUGUUAGCGACGCUGAGGAAUCAUCAGUACUACGCCAGCAGAGUGCCUCAGGCUGUCCUACAGGCCCUCCCAUCUGACUGAGACACUCACAUAGUCAGGCUUAGAGGACCUAUGUGCCUUGUUGCUGAAGUCACUUCACACUAAAAUCAUGAUGUCACACACAUCAAGUCAGAUGUAAUGAAUUUAAAGUGUCCUUGGUAUCAGGGACUGUAAUUAUGACUGAUACUUUUGUAGUUUUUAUUAUCUGAAUCAUAUUUACUGUGACACAAUCUCCAUUCCAGAUCUAUUAAAUUCCAUGUGUGUCUGGAUUUUCAUAAUUUCACUUGGAGAGUAAUUUUUUUGUGUAAAAGGUGCUACUGACUAUUAAAUCCAGUGGUUAUUUUGUUAAAAUGGGGCUUGAGCUUUCAUCUUCACACUUGUCCAGUUGUUAGUGUCACCAAGUAAACAAAGUACAAAAUUUUGGUCUCAUAUUUCAUACAGUUUCCAUUAAAGGACCAAAAUGAUGGUAGUAUGAGGCUAUUUUAGCUGGUUACUGUAUCAGUCAAGAUGACAUUAAACAUGGGUAUAGUCAUAAUUAUGUUUAUAUCACAAUUAUUUUUCUUGUAAGUGGAUAUGUGAGCUUAGUCACUAGUCGCAUUAUAACUUCAUUCAGUAGAGAUGCACUGACAUUUUAGAUUUUCAUGUAUUUACUGUAUUUACAGAUACUAAUAUCCAUAUGGAUAUUUAUUCUUGUGUAUCAAAUUUACAUUGGGACAACAACGUAAUAAACAGUGUUGAUUUAAAAAGA
Molecule: messenger RNA, 1825 nt
Organism: Colossoma macropomum (tambaqui)
Lineage: Eukaryota; Metazoa; Chordata; Actinopteri; Characiformes; Serrasalmidae
Gene: bpnt1
Product: bisphosphate nucleotidase 1
Exons: 10
Coding region: 124-1119 (331 amino acids)
Biological process (GO): phosphatidylinositol phosphate biosynthetic process
Molecular function (GO): 3'(2'),5'-bisphosphate nucleotidase activity
Source: RefSeq, a predicted model, not a curated record